Messenger RNA from Hylaeus anthracinus, 2886 nucleotides. Its product is annotated as homeobox protein PKNOX2-like. Gene Ontology annotation, molecular function: RNA polymerase II cis-regulatory region sequence-specific DNA binding; DNA-binding transcription factor activity, RNA polymerase II-specific. Gene Ontology annotation, biological process: regulation of transcription by RNA polymerase II. The record is from RefSeq and is a predicted model, not a curated record. Lineage: Eukaryota; Metazoa; Arthropoda; Insecta; Hymenoptera; Colletidae. The coding region runs from base 475 to 1956 and encodes 493 amino acids. The transcript is spliced from 9 exons.
AGAAGCGGCGCAAACGAAACUCGAAUUUCCCGCAGAAAUUUUAUCGAGCACCCUAUAGGUAGAACGUUGCGCAGCAGUCAGGCAUCGGCGCCGUCAGCGGCGGUGGCCUGUGUAGUUUUUGCUACGCCCUCUCUUCGCAUGAAAAUGAUUCUUCCCCGGCGUGGUGUAGUAGUAGGGAUCGUCGACCAUUGGUUAUCGAACGUUUUGACUGACAGCUCGGCUGUCUCGUGUCAGGCCAGCGAUGAAAGGGAGAAAGAAAAACAGCUUCUGCUUCCCCAUUAACGCCUACCGACGAUCCUGUGCACCUCUCUAACUCGCGUCUACCUUUUUUCGUCGGGUUUGUUGCCCGAUCACGACGCCGGUUUUAAUACGCCGAUGACUGACAGCUGAAUUUUGCGAAUAACGCCGAAAGCGUAGGCUACAAGUCAUUACAUCCAUUACAUCAGAGGCCCCGGAGGACCUGGGCAACGAUGGAUGCUGCCAGACAGGAAUGAUAGAAUGCAAGAGGGUAGCACCGCCGUGGCGCUAGCGAUGGUGACUCCUGGCUACGAUCAGGACCCUGCAAGUGGGGUUGCCGAUUACACAACUCAUCAGGAUCAGGCACAAUUCGAAGCAGACAAGAGGGCAGUGUACAAACAUCCCCUCUUCCCGCUGCUAGCGUUACUAUUUGAAAGAUGCGAACAAGCAACGCAGGGCUCGGACAAUUCCACGUCCGAAAGCUUCAACAUGGACAUAGAGGCCUUCGUCCAACACCAAGAAAGAGACCGAAAGCCAUUUUUGAUCAAUGACCCCGAAAUUGACGGUUUGAUGAUCAAGGCGAUUCAGGUGCUGCGAAUUCACCUACUCGAAUUGGAAAAGGUUCAGGAGUUGUGCAAGGACUUUUGCAACAGGUACAUCACGUGCCUGAAGGGCAAGAUGCAGAGCGAAAAUCUGCUACGCAGCGAUUACAGUCACCAUGGGCACGAUAUGGGUCCAUCGAGUGGCAGCAAUGGCAGCAGUCCUUUGCAGGUGCUGUCUUCUACAGGCAAUGAUGUUGAGCCGGGAGCUAACGGAUUCCGAGUGAGCAGAGGCGACACCCUGUCGGAGAACGGUGGUGCGAGUCAGGUGGCUGCGCAAGAGGAAACCGGUAACGACAGGCCGCCUUCGGUGCGUUCAUCAUCCACCGCUCAACGCUCCAACAGAUCCUCUAGCCAGGACCAUGACGAUCCUCUAUCACCACCCACGGUACAUGGCAGCACGCCUCUUUCACAGAUCGGGGUACAUCCUUGUGCACCAGUCAACGAUAUGUAUCUUGGUCAAGAUGAUAUGGACUAUGUGAAUAUUGGCGACAGAAUAUAUUUAGAAGAAGCUGGCUAUUGGGGCCUUCUUGCAUUACAAGAGCGCGAGAAUGAAUACGUCGAUGUCGGGGAUGCUAACGACGAAAAGUAUUUUGAUAUCACUGUGGCAGGCUCUCCCUCCCCUGCACCCAGUGAAGAUGAAGACGAGGGGUGUGGCACUGGCACUGCUACUUCAAAUCAUAGUAGUAACCAUGGAGGUAGUCAUAGUAGCAUUAAGAAGGGAAGGCAGAAGCGGGGCGUCUUACCUAAGCAAGCUACGAGCAUUAUGAGAACUUGGCUCUUUGAACAUUUAGUUCAUCCAUAUCCUACGGAGGAUGAGAAGCGUCAGAUCGCGAGUCAAACAAACUUAACGUUGCUGCAAGUCAAUAAUUGGUUCAUCAAUGCUCGUCGACGAAUCCUUCAGCCGAUGCUCGACGGCGCCGGGGCUGACCCGGUGCAACGCGCCGGUAAACGUCAUAAAGUGUCGAAGCACGUCGUCCAACCUCAGCACGUGCAACAGCAACAAGCUGGCGGCUGGCAAUCCGAAGAUUCCGGGAGCGAUUCAGGCUCCAGCGACGGUGAGGGGGGUGCCGAUAGAUCGAAAGAUGGUAACGAUAGCGACGAAGAUGAUCUUCACUGACCUCUGUCGAUCACCGAAACGUCAACCUCUUUACGGUGCAUUCGAGUACAUGUACGAGGACGGAUCUUCAGAUAAAAUCACUAAUGUCGUCACACAUUAGUGAUUGAUGUGCAAGCUCUAUCUAAAGUAUUUAAGGAGAUAGGAAUGGACCAAAAAAAAAAAAAAAUAAGACAGUAACGAGGAUUAAUUUUGGUACAAGAUCGAGUCCCACGCUGUUCUGUUCAAUCUUCCAUAUACUUUUAUGGGUAGCGGUACUAAAAAAUAAUGGUAAUAUUAUGUUUGAUUGUUCACCGUGUUGUACAGUUGACUCUUUCUAAUGCAACAAUGUAAUUCGAGAAAGUAUUCUGUGACAAACUUUUGUAACAAUUCACGUUACGUUCGUAUAAACUUCCCAUACCUAUUGUGUUCUUGAGAAACAAUUUAUGAGAAGUCAAAGAAUUGCUUGUUUCUCUUGUUCAUAUAUAUUUACUCCAGUUUUAAGUUCAACUUUUCUUCAAAUUUAUAUAUAAAUAAUUCCGUGUUACUUUUAUGUUCUAUUUGCUUCCAUGCUUUUUAUAUUUCUAAUGUUCGUGAAUUAUACAGAAGUUUACAAGCAGCACAAUUUGUUUCAUGUGUCGUAACGAGUAUUCCAUCUUGCCAAGAGUUCAUUCUAUAGUUUACGAAAGUGUCCACACAUAUACUGACAGAUAUUUGUACAAUUUGAUAUUCCAAAACACGGAUGUGUGUAUGUAUAUGCGCUAAUAUAAAACUAAAGGACUUUCAGAGGUCCAUUCCUAACUUAAGUGAAAUUUUAAGUCAUAAACUAAGCGUAUUACAUACUUACGUGCAUACUAAAAAGGAAGCAUAACUAAACAACUUGAAUAUUCUCUCUCGUGUACAUCAAGGUCCUGUUAAAUAAGUUGUUUAUUGAUAAUAAAUGCCAUCACGCUU